Molecule: messenger RNA, 2203 nt
Organism: Homo sapiens (human)
Lineage: Eukaryota; Metazoa; Chordata; Mammalia; Primates; Hominidae
Gene: RPS15A
Product: ribosomal protein S15a
Exons: 5
Coding region: 97-489 (130 amino acids)
Biological process (GO): translation
Cellular component (GO): ribosome; cytoplasm; synapse
Molecular function (GO): structural constituent of ribosome
Source: RefSeq, marked reviewed
CUCUUUCCGCCAUCUUUCCGCGCCGGUGAGUAGCACUCUCUGAGAGCUCCAAUUUCAUCCGUCUGCCAUCGGCGCCAUCCUGCAAUCUAAGCCACAAUGGUGCGCAUGAAUGUCCUGGCAGAUGCUCUCAAGAGUAUCAACAAUGCCGAAAAGAGAGGCAAACGCCAGGUGCUUAUUAGGCCGUGCUCCAAAGUCAUCGUCCGGUUUCUCACUGUGAUGAUGAAGCAUGGUUACAUUGGCGAAUUUGAAAUCAUUGAUGACCACAGAGCUGGGAAAAUUGUUGUGAACCUCACAGGCAGGCUAAACAAGUGUGGGGUGAUCAGCCCCAGAUUUGACGUGCAACUCAAAGACCUGGAAAAAUGGCAGAAUAAUCUGCUUCCAUCCCGCCAGUUUGGUUUCAUUGUACUGACAACCUCAGCUGGCAUCAUGGACCAUGAAGAAGCAAGACGAAAACACACAGGAGGGAAAAUCCUGGGAUUCUUUUUCUAGGGAUGUAAUACAUAUAUUUACAAAUAAAAUGCCUCAUGGACUCUGGUGCUUCCACUUGGUCGUUUUGAGCCUUUACAGCAGUGUAGCCACAGCUUCUGCGGCAGCAUGCAGUUGCUUCGUUUAUCGGUGAAUGCGAUUCCCUGAAGUGACUAAUACAGCCAAGGGAAAAAGUUCUUAUGAAACCAGUAUGCCUAAGAAACAGUCACCCCUGCUGUCUGCCAAAACCAGGUAUUUGACACUAAAUAUUUUAGUUGUAUUUCAGUUUUUUUUUUUUUUUUUCUUUUUUGGAGACAGAGUCUGACUCUAUUGCUCAGGCUGGAGUGCAGUGGCGCGAUCUUGGCCCACUGCAACCUCCACCUCCCGGGUUCAAGUGAUUGUCCUGUCUCAGCCGCCUGAGUAACUGGGAUUACAAGUGUGUGUCGCCACAUCCGGCUAAUUUUUAUAUUUUAGUAGAGACAGGGUUUCGCCAUGUUGCCCAGGCUGGUCUUGAGUUCUGGGCCUCAAGUGAUCAGCCUACCUCGGCCUCCCGAAGUGCUGGGAUUACAGCCACGAGCCAUUACACCUGGCCUAUAUUUCAGUAUUUUCUAUUAGUUUUUGAUGAAUUUGUUUUGCCUGGCUAGGAUUAUUCUGUAGAUAGGAUUUUAGAUCUGGCUUUUGUCACUGACUGCUGUAAUAAAUACUUGCUAGGAAUUUUUUUUUUUUUUUUUUUUUUUUUAAGACAAAGUCGCUCUGUCACACAGGCUGGAGUGCAGUGGCAUGAUCUUGGCUCACUGCACCUCCGCUUCCCAGAUUCAAGUAGUUCUCGUGCCUCAGCCUCCUGAGUAGCUGGGAUUACAGGUGUGUGCCACCAUGUCUGGCUGAUUUUUGUAUUUUUAGUAGAGGUGGGGUUUCACCAUGUUGGCCAGGCUGGUCUCGAACUCCUGAUCUCAAGUGAUCUGCCUGCCUUGGUCUCCCAAAGUGCUGGGAUUACAGGUGUGACCACCACGCCCUGCCUUAAGAAUUGUUCCAAGAGAAUCUGGUGCCACUUGCAGGUGCCCAUUGAAGUGCAAUGGGCACUGUUGAUCACUGAGGAGGUAGUGGGUGCUGACCCGGUGCUGGGGCCUGUCCCCUAGUCUCUGCUUUGCCCUUGGCUAGCUAGGUGGUGUGCCAAGUGGGGAGAGAAGCUACCUUAUUAAGGGGCAUGGAUCAGCUUCCUGAAAGGAGGGCCUGCCUCUGUAAGAUAUGGGAAGUCGCUGAGAAUGUUACAGAACGGCCCUAGAGAUGGGGCAGAUAACGGCCCCCAUUUGUGAGAAGUGAGUUGGGAGGCAUGUUUGGGGCCUCUGAUGUUUGGGAGGCUGUGGGUAAUUAACAUGAGUUUUGGGGUCCAGCAGCAGAAUUCAGGUUUCCUCUUCCACUCAGUAACCUCAGCAUCCGUAUCUGUAAUGGGAAUGAUACAAAACCUAUCCCCAAGUUGAGGGAAAAAUGAGAUUGUGUAAAGCGCACUUGGCACAUGACAGUCACAAGCAUGGGGACAGUGAGUCCAGAAGGAUUUUCUUAUGCCAGCAUUGUAAGCCCUAGGAUCACAGGGCUCUGGCUUGUUUAACCAUCGUGUCUCUGGUCCCUAGCCUGCAAACCUGGUGUGUAGGGAUGCCUCAGUCGCUUACAUGUUGAUUGAGUGAAUCGUCGGUUUCUUUCUGGACACUGACUUCAAAAAUAAAAUAGGAUAUGAAAAUGG